CUGUUAUUGCUACAGUAAGCAUCGUCAACGCAUUUACCAAAAUCUGAUAGCAUGGCUGAGCAAACUGAAGUCGACCUGAUCAACAGAGACCCCAACAAUCUCAAUGAUCAUGUCAAGGUUAUGUUCGAGGACGUCCUGGGAGAACCGGAAGGUGCCCACAGCGCCGACUGUGUGUGGAGAAACUCGUACAAAUGUUUUAACUGCGGCAAGAGCUGCUGUUACAAGUUCCUCACGUAUCUCUGUGGUAUCCUGACCGCCCUGUGCUGGGGCUGUAACUUCGCCUGCAUCACCUUCGAGCACAUCUGGUGUAUCACACCAUUCCUGAGAGUAUGGGCUAUUUACCUGGGAUGCAUGCAGAAGUUCUUGGGUCAGUGUUACAACUGCUGUGUGUCGCCAUUCUGUGAGGCUUGCGGUAUGUUCUUCUCCAACAUACGUGUCGUGAACAGUUCAGGGUAACAUCACCGGAGGUUGAACGUCAGUCUUGGCGUCGCUGGACACUCUUCUGACCCCAUGUGGACACGGAAGUGGUGACUAACGCUGACGCUAUCUCAGCACUCUCACCUACCAAUCAUGGUCAAUACCACAGUAUUCAGUUGUUUCUAUAUAGUUACUCACAGAAAUAUAUGUAUAUGUACCUGUUCUGCGUGACAUUGCCUUCACUCAUGUGAUAAAUAUUUCGUCUUUUCGAUGCUUUAAACGCAUUUUUAUUAUCUGUACAUAGUAUUUAAAUGAAGUGCUGUAAUGCCACAGCAACCAUAGAAGCGACUUGUAGCUCGACUGAGUUGAACUCAGCUCGAAAACUUUUGUUAACUUGAGAUGUCCAAAGAAUGUAUUCAUGCACCGAUCCAACAUUGUGAUAUUACCAUAAUACGGUGUACCUUAACGUAGAUAUAUACAUAUAUGUACAUGUCUUGACAGAAGGAUACAUCAUUUGAUAGAAACCAAUUUAUUCUGUAAAGUCCUUUAUCACGCAAUUUGUACAUAUACUAAUUUAAGAACGAAGUUUACAUAAACAAA
Molecule: messenger RNA, 1017 nt
Organism: Liolophura sinensis
Lineage: Eukaryota; Metazoa; Mollusca; Polyplacophora; Chitonida; Chitonidae
Product: caveolin-3-like
Exons: 2
Coding region: 52-456 (134 amino acids)
Biological process (GO): caveola assembly
Cellular component (GO): caveola
Molecular function (GO): molecular adaptor activity
Source: RefSeq, a predicted model, not a curated record